UUCUGCAAAUUUACGGCACCUCCAUUAAUCUCUUUUAUCCCCCAAAUCUCGACGACAUUUGUAAAUUCAUCUCAUUUUUCCAGAAAAUUAAAUUAAACCCUCUAAAUUUCCCAAUUAAUCAAUCAAUUUUCUAUAAAAAAACAAAAACCCCCCAUUAGAAAAAACAAAAUUACAACCCAUAAUUCAUUAUUUCUUCGCUAUAUUAUAUCUCCCUUCUUUUGCUGUUUCAGUAUUCACACACUCACUAGCAGCUUCCAUCCUCUCUCUCUCAAAUUGGAGAGAGAAAAUCAUAGCAUGAAUCCAAUUUUAUAGUAGUUCUUUUCCCCACCCAGAUCCAAUCUUAAGGAUUAGCAAGAAUUUGACUUGAAAAAAACUCAUAAGGGAUGGCGACGGGGAAGUAUACGAGGAUUGAUGCGAAGAAAUCAUCCUCGAGCUACUGCUCCACAGUGACUGUGGUAGUUUUUGUAGCUCUUUGCUUAGUUGGGGUUUGGAUGAUGACUAUGUCAUCGUCGGAUACACCAUCAGCAAACAUAGAUGUGCCUCAAGAAAAGCAAAAGACUGAGUUGAAACCGGAUACUGAGGUGAAACCGGAGACUGAGGUGAAACCGGAUGUAGUUAAGGACAAUAAUGAGAGCACCACUCAGCAGUUUGAGGAUAAUCCUGGUGAUUUGCCUGAGGAUGCAACUAAAGGAGACAGUAAUGAUAAGUCAUCUCAGGAAGAAGAGAAGGGAAAUAACGAAAGCUCUAAUGAGACGCAAUCGGAGGAAAAGCAAGAGGAGAAGAAGAAGGAGGGCGAAGAAAGCAAAUCGGAUGACACUAAUAAGAAUGAGGCAAAUGAAGAAGUGAAAGAAGAAAAGACGGAGUCCAAGAAAGAAGAUGGAUCUGAGGAUACAAAGACGGAAGGUUCUGGUGAAAAGAAAGAGUCAGAAGAAGGCUCUGGCGAAAGUAAACCGGAAUCUGAUGAGAGUGAUAAGAAGUCAGAGGAGAGUACUACUGAAACACAAGAGGAAAAGAAAGAAGAGAAGGUGGAGCAAAAUUUAGAAAAUGGAUCUGAUGAUAGUAGCAAGAAGGAAGGUGGUGAAGCAAAAGAGCAGGGUUCCCAAGAGGUCUUUCCUUCUGCGGCUCAAUCAGAGCUUCUUAACGAAUCUUCCACCCAAAACGGCUCUUUCUCGACUCAGGCUGCCGAGUCAAAGAAUGAAAAGGAAGCACAAAAAUCUUCAACCCAACAGGAAGAGUAUUCAUGGAAGCUCUGUAACACCACUGCUGGGCCAGAUUAUAUUCCCUGCCUUGAUAAUUGGGAUGCAAUCCAUCAUCUGAGGACUACUAAGCAUUAUGAACAUCGAGAAAGGCAUUGCCCUACUGAGCCUCCUACUUGCCUCGUUCCUCUGCCUGAAGGGUACAGGCUACGGGUCGAGUGGCCUAAAAGCAGAGAAAAGGUCUGGUAUGCUAAUGUUCCACACACGAAGUUGGUAAAAAUUAAGGGGCACCAGAAUUGGGUGAAAGUCAGCGGUGAGUACCUCACUUUCCCUGGUGGCGGAACCCAGUUUAAGCAUGGAGCUCUUCACUACAUUGAGUUCAUUGAACAGAUGUUACCCGAUAUUGCAUGGGGGAAACGUUCACGUGUUGUGCUGGAUGUUGGAUGUGGAGUUGCCAGUUUUGGAGGUUUCCUCUUUGAGAAAGAUGUAUUGACCAUGUCAUUGGCUCCAAAAGACGAACACGAAGCUCAAGUGCAGUUUGCUCUUGAACGAGGAAUUCCAGCCAUUUCUGCUGUGAUGGGAACACAAAGACUGCCCUUUCCUGGCAUUGCGUUUGACAUUGUCCAUUGUGCUAGAUGCAGGGUUCCAUGGCACGCAGAAGGUGGAAAGCUUUUGCUAGAACUAAAUCGGCUAUUGCGUCCCGGAGGUUACUUUGUAUGGUCUGCCACUCCAAUUUAUCAGAAGCUGGAUGAAGAUGUUGCUAUUUGGAACGCCAUGUCUGAACUGACCGAAAAAAUGUGCUGGAAACUCAUUAAGAAGGAGAAAGAUACAGUGAAUUUGGUUGGUAUAGCAAUAUAUCAGAAACCAUUUUCUAACGAGUGUUAUGAACAGAGGUCACAAAAUGAACCCCCACUGUGUGAGCAAUCUGAUGAUCGUAAUGCUGCAUGGAAUGUCCCCUUACAGUCAUGCAUGCACAAGGUACCAAAGGGUGAAACUGAACGUGGGGCUCAGUGGCCAGAGCAAUGGCCGGCAAGACUACAGAAACAACCAUACUGGUUAACUAGUUCCCAGGUUGGUGUUUAUGGUAAGGCAGCACCUGAGGAUUACUCUGCAGAUAAUGAACACUGGAAACGUGUGGUUAGUCAGUCAUACCUUAAUGGCAUGGGUAUCAGCUGGUCUAAUGUCAGAAAUGUGAUGGAUAUGAGAGCUGUUUACGGAGGAUUCGCUGCAGCUCUGAGAGACUUGCAAAUCUGGGUUAUGAAUGUGGUGGCGGUAGAUUCACCCGAUACACUUCCCAUCAUUUACGAACGUGGUCUCUUUGGGAUUUACCACGAUUGGUGCGAGUCAUUCAACACUUACCCUCGAUCUUAUGACCUCCUCCAUGCUGAUCAUCUCUUCUCCAAAAUCAAAAAGAAGUGCAACAUGCCAGCCUUGGUUGCAGAGGUUGACAGGAUCUUAAGACCUGACGGUAAGAUCAUCGUGCGUGAUAAUGUUGAGAUCAUAACUGAGUUGGAGGCGAUGUUCAAAUCCAUGCAUUGGGAGAUCCGAAUGACAUAUUCCAAGGACAAGGAAGGGUUGUUGUGUGCCCAGAAAACAAUGUGGCGGCCUGAUGAGGUGGAGACCCUCAAAUAUGCUCUCAUUUAAGCUCAAUCUUUCGAGCCACACAUUUAAUUAGGUAUUUUUUCAGUUCUUUAGUUCCUAAAUAGCAUUUUUUAGUAAAAACUGUAAUUUUUUUGUCCCUCCCACCCCGCGCCUCCCAAGAAAAGAAAGUUCAUGGCGUGUAGGUCUGACCCUUUGUGGGUUAAUUGUAACAUUAGUCUGUUGAUGAGGAUAUAUUUAAUUUUCUGCAACCAUAUAUAGCCACAAACUCUCGAGUAAAUGUCGAUAAUUUUGAUUCUUUCUCAUAUUUUUGUUAAGCAAUCUAAAGAAUUGUGAUACGUUUGUUUUUCA
Molecule: messenger RNA, 3146 nt
Organism: Spinacia oleracea (spinach)
Lineage: Eukaryota; Viridiplantae; Streptophyta; Magnoliopsida; Caryophyllales; Amaranthaceae
Product: probable methyltransferase PMT26
Exons: 9
Coding region: 384-2840 (818 amino acids)
Cellular component (GO): cytoplasm; trans-Golgi network; endosome
Molecular function (GO): methyltransferase activity
Source: RefSeq, a predicted model, not a curated record